Messenger RNA from Durusdinium trenchii, 1014 nucleotides. NCBI's taxonomy places the organism in Eukaryota, Dinophyceae, Suessiales, Symbiodiniaceae. The record is from the annotation of a GenBank genome assembly.
AUGCAGCUGAAGCGCUUCGCCCUCUUCCGCGACGACGUGCGGGACCUGGUGACCCUCACCGUGGAUCGAAUGGAUGUGUAUCAUUUGAUCGGUGCUCUCUUCAUGAAGUUCUGCAUCAUCGUCUUCUGCAAGGGGCGCAUCCAAGCCUCCGCACCACCUUUCGUCUUGCAACUCUUUCAGCUCUCCAAUGCUUGCGCCUUCAUGUACUUGCUGUUGGCAGUUUGGCUCAGCAUGCACGCGUCGAUCGCCUCCCAUAGCUUUGGGGUGAAGAUGCUCACGCGCUUUGUUCGGCUACCAAUCCCCACGCAGAAGCAGCUGACCGUCUUGCAGUCCAAGCUGAUUGACUUCGAGAAGCAGGGCAUUGCGCAGAUGAUGCGGCUGCCCUUCCAGGAUCAUCAGGAUUGGGAGGCAGUUCGUGGGAAAGAACCAGGGCUGCCGCCGCAGGCGUGGGGAAGUUCUUUUUGCCAGGAAAAAGGGGUGGAACAUGGGGUGCGCGAUAGGGGGCGGCUUUUUGGAGUCGACCUCUGGUCGAGCGACCGCCGAGGCGACGCGGGGACGACCUCCGCGAUGCUGUUGGACUCCAAGGAGACGAAGCCCUUCGAGGAUUUGCUGAGCAGUUCCAGGGGCGCGAUGCCCGAGCGGCACGUGCAGCUCUUCCGACAGUUGCAAUUCAAGUGGCAGUGCUACGAUGCUUACUGUCGUGUUUGUCUUGGCUUGGGCCUGAACCAUAUUCUACAGGCGCUCACCUACUACUGCAUCUGCCAUGCCUUGGUGGAGAACCGCACGCCCAGCCUUGGCUUCGGCCUGGUCGUGCUCUUCCAAGCCGCCACCAUCUUCGUGGCCUUUCUGGACCUAGCGGGCUUGCAGCACCGGGAGAUCAUCACCGUGCAGAUCGUCAGCAUCCUGCCCUCCUUAGCGACGGCGCUGGAGGUGAGUUUAAGCCCUCGCGAUGAGGAAGGGAAGCUGAUCCCGCACCAGGAGCUGGGAAUCAUGGGGUGCAGAAUUAGUAAUUAG